GGAGCGGCGCGCGGAGCCGCAGCCGCGCAGAGCCGCGGCGGCCGGGAGCGGCGCGGAGGAUGCGCUGAGCCGGGGCAGCGGCGGGGCGCGGCCGCGGCCGCCGCGGCGCAGGCGACCCCAGCGCCGUCACGGAGGACAGAUGGCACCACCGAGGCAUUCGCUACCAGCAGAAAGCUGAAGUCCAAACGCAGCCUUGCAGUGGUGAAGCCAACAGACCCCGGCGCUAAGCAGUCGCUCUAACACGAAGCAUAGUUCUGCCAGGCGCUGUGCGGAGGGGCAGUCCGACGUCCCUUAACUGCUAUGAGGGCGGCAGUGCUCAGCAGGCUGCAGGUGUGAAACAAGACGUACAGCAGCUGGCAGGAGCCCCGCUCCCGUGACUGUAGCCUGCACGUCUCAGGGGUCACCUUUUGCGUUACAGUACCAUUGGUUUGUUUUUUUCCAGGGUUCUUCAAGCUUUGUGGAAUUAGAGCAGAUCAAUAGUGACAUGACCCUGGUAGUACUGCUAGUAGGAAAUACUUGCUCAGAUACACAUUUUUCCCCAUAUACUUUUUGUAUUUAAAAGACAAAUAUUUGUUCAGAUAUUUGAAAAAAUAACUGUAAAAAUAUUUGGUAAGGUUAGCUUCAUCUACCACUAAUGAAUUCGUGAUUACAGCCUUUAUCUGUACCAUUAGAAAGCUAGCAUCAGCUACUGCUUUCAUGGGAAAUAUUGGGAAUGACUUUGGGAAAAUCACAUACCUCCUCCCUGUGCAACGGUGCAUCCCUACAUUAAAAAAAGAAAAGAAAAGAUGCAAUUACUUCUUUCCUUUGGAGAAGUAUUGUAAGAAGAAAGAGUGAAGACUGUGAGGCACCCAGAUAUUAUAUUGAUAGGAAGCAAGAGAAAAAGAAAGAUAAACUUUGGCACCUACUAUCGGUGGCAGGACAAAUACUGAUGCUUCUCUGUAUGCAGAGUCUCUGAAAUUAGUCCUAUGAAGUCGUGCUCCAGACAGUAAUCUCCACACCUAUUUAGCCUUAACUUUCCUUUACUGCUUGCGAGAGACAACACAGUAUCUCCAGUCAAAACCCAGUUCUUCUGGCAACUUUUACAGAACGAUUAAACGAGACUAACAUCAGAAAACUAACAUUAAUUUCUCUGGACUUCAGUCACGUUCUUUGAGAGCGGAUGCUGCAGUUUCAGCGAUGAACGCAAACGCUCACGCGUGGCCGUAACGCCUCAGACCGCCCGAGCAGAGCCAGCCAGCGGGCGAGACGGCGCGCGCCGAACAGGAGACGCCCGCGCGAGCCAGCCCCGCCGCGAGAACAGCCCCUCCGACACAGGGGCAAGCACACCGAACAGCCAAGUUCCAAAAUCCCUCCUUCAUAUUGUCUUCUCGGUUAGUCAGCUGAAGCUAAUUGGUCAGCGAGCGUCUUGCCAGUACGGCCAGACCACUGGCGCCGUGCAGAGGAAUACCAGAACCCCCCUUUUUUCCUUCCCUGGAAGAUUCUCCUGUGUCACAGACAUCUGUGACCAAAUGGGAGCCGCCUUCGGGAGCAUGGUGGUGCCUCUCCACAUUCGAGCCAAAAGGGGGAGGAAAGGACAGAAGUUUUGAGAGAGAUCUGGCCAGACGGGGAAGCUGAGACGGGACAGAGUUGCAAAACUGAGCCUGAUGGCAAAUGCACUGAGUCAAUAGGGUAUAUCCAUUCCUAUAGGGUAUCAGUGUAACAACAGCAACUUUUCCGGUGACAUUUAAUGAUCUCCAAUGUUUACAGCACAAAACUAUGCCUAGCAGCUAUUUGCCUUAUCUGUACUUCUUACAAAUCUGACAAGAGGUUCUUAGAAAUAAUUGAAUAACAGCAAACCAAAUAGUAAUAUUCUCCCCUUCUACUGGCACUGCAGAACAGAUUUUAAAGGGAGAGUUGAUAGCUAUUCAAGAUUCUCAUUAUAGCUCACUAUUGAAAAUCCUCUUCCAUUUAAAAGGCCAACUAGUUGCUCUAAAUCCAUGCAUUUCCUGGAGAGACGUGCGUCGCAUGCAAGCCUUCCGCUGCCUCGUAUGGUGACCGUCCUGCUCUCUUUAAGUGCUGACAAAGCCCAAACGAUAUUUUUCUUCCCUACACCUAGGAGCUCUCUCCGCCCGCCCAGGGACUUCUCCCCGCUGCUGCCAGGCGGCAGACAUAUUAUGCCAGACUUCCUGAUGAGAGGAUGAGACUAUGACUGAAGAGCGUCCUGGAGAUUGCAAGCAGUCCUUUUCCUGGGGCCAAACCGGAUUGAUCUGAGAACAAUAAUUAUGAGGCUGACAUGUAUGUUCUCCUUCAUCUUGCUGUUUGGAGCAGCUGGGCUUGUUGUCUUCAUUCAUCUGCAGGACCCAGAAGAAAUAGUUCAUCAGCAGACACCAGGAAUAAAAUAUAACAUGGGAUUCCAGCAACCCAAAAAAGACUGCAUUUCCAGCAAUAACCAGGAUGGAAGAUUAAGAAAAAACACUGCAGAUGGAGUAGCAACAGUAAAGCGGAGCGGUUCGUUACCCCUCUCUGCAAACGUGCCCACCAAGCUUCAAAGCGCAGACAGAAGGCAAAGCAGCAUAAUGUUUGCGAUGAAAGAACAGCAACAGAAAGGUGAGGAAAUUAAUUCUAUGAGGCUCCAUAAACGGAGGAGGAGAUUUGUAAUUAAAAAGAGCCCUAUUCUGAUUUCGAUGAACAGCUCCGCUCUCAGCCUGCCCACGCUUAAAUCUGAGGACAGAAAUAAUAACAAGUGGAAAAGUCUCUAUCAGAUCCAAAGAGAAAGAAAGAGGAUAAUGAGGGAAACUUGUUCUAAGUACAAGAGUAAUAAUAGAAGAAUAAUCACUCCUUAUCAUGUUUCUAGAAUAUUUGUAGAAGAUAAAUACAGAGUUUUAUACUGUGAAGUACCAAAAGCUGGCUGUUCUAACUGGAAACGGGUGCUCAUGGUUCUCAAUGGCCUGGCUUCUUCCACAAAGGAUAUCCAGCACAACACGGUGCACUAUGGAAACUAUUUAAAAAAGCUGGACGGGUUUGAUCGCAAAGGGAUUUAUCACAGGCUCAACACUUACACAAAGAUGCUUUUCAUUCGUGAACCUUUUGAAAAGUUGGUAUCUGCAUUUCGGGACAAGUUUGAACAUCCAAACAAUUACUAUCACCCCGUCUUCGGGAAAGCCAUCAUUUCCAGAUAUCGCGUCAAUGCCACCAAAGAAGCAUUAAGGACAGGCUCUGGAGUCAAAUUUAAAGAGUUCAUUCAAUAUCUCCUUGAUGUACAUAGGCCAGUGGGUAUGGACAUCCACUGGGAUCACGUCAACAGGCUUUGCAGCCCAUGUUUAGUAGACUAUGACUUUGUUGGGAAAUUUGAAAGCAUGGAAGAAGACGCAAACUUUUUCUUGCACUUAAUUGGUGCUCCACAGAAUCUGACCUUCCCCAAGUUUAAGGACAGGCAUUCCAAUGACGAAAGAACUACCACUAAGAUUACACAACAGUAUUUUGCACAGCUUUCUCCUUCUCAAAGGCAACGCAGUUAUGAUUUUUAUUAUAUGGAUUAUCUGAUGUUUAACUAUUCAAAACCUUUUGAAGAUUUAUACUGAUUUGAGAAUAGGGACACUUCUAUGGUCAUAUCAGCUGAAUUGCAUAAGAAAUCCAGGUGGCUUCUGUUUAUAUAUAUACACACUUGUCUCUUUAGUAAACAAUCGGUUGAAGAGCAACAAAAAAACAUAGAAACACAGAACAUAAAUGGUUAGUGAUGUUUACAUCUUCACCUUAAUUGCCUCCUUUUUCAAAUCAUAUUUUUUCUAUAAUUUCUGUGUAUGAAAUGUACAUAUAUGUAUAAUCUCACAUGUCAGGGCGCACAAAUAAAGCACAUAAUUUGCCAUGCUGAGGUGGCUUGCGUUUGCGUUGGAAGGACUCUUGGAACCUGGGGGAAUGUGGCUGACAGUCCUGAAGUGGAUCCAAUAUUUUAUUAAGUACUUUACUAUUUUGAAAGUGAAGUCUUAGAAAGUGACAGAAGCAAGGAAAAAAAACACUGAGGAAUAGAUUUACAGUUCUUUGAAAUCUGUAACAAAUGAAACCAUAACUAAGUAGGCACUACGUAUUUGAAGCUGGUCAUAGAUUGUUAUUUCCUGAUAUUCGUGAAUUAAAUUAGGAAAAAAGUCCAUCACACUUAUAUUGUUCUAGAGCACACUGGUGAAAACAACUAAUACUUAAUGACCAUGUGAGUGCAGUAUUAAACCAGAUGUUGUGCUUCAGAGUGACGAUGUGUUCUCCCCCUUCAAUAUUUCCCUUAUGGCAUAUUCAUCUGCAAGAAGAUAAAAUGCAGGCGAACAUUUACAUCUUUAUGCAUGUUAUUAAGAGUCUUUUAAUCCUUUGCAUUAACAUAAAUCUCUAGUUUAAUCUUUGUAGUCAACAGAAAUAUCAAAUGUUUCCUUUAUAAUAACAAGCAAGAGUAAAUGCAACUUCCUGCCCAACAAGAUAGUCCUUUUCACUGCUGCAAACAAUUUGCACUUAUUUCACUAGCAAUUAGAUUUGAUUUCAAAACAAGCAGAGAAUAUUUCAGGUGUUUUAUUUCAGUUCAGUUUUCUAUAUUUCAAGAAAAACAUGUUCUUUCAUCUCUAGCAGAAAUCUCUUGUGAGAAUCAAGUACUGACCAUUUUGCUGCAUUUGUAAAUAUUCAUGCUAAUUUUUUAUAGCAGUAUAGUAUCCUUGUCCGCAUGUAAUCAUUUAACCACUCAAAAUAAUGAUUUAAGAAGUUAAAAGGCCUUAUUGGAACAAGUCUCAACCUCUACAAUUAUGUCAACCUUAAAAGACCCAGUAAUUUCUUAGGUUUGUAUUAUGCAACCAAGAUCAGAGCUCUACCAACACAGGUGCUGUGCAGACACAUGGGAAGAAAUGCUCUGUGUUCCACACAGCUUUGUAAUUAGAUUUCCUCCCCUCCAACCACCAAAAAGCUCACUCAGUUCACUCACAGUCAAUUUUCCCCCAAAACACCCCAUGUCUAUUUCACUUUUAAAAAUUUUAAUAGAAAAAUGUUUGAAAAAUACCUUGUAUUGAAAGCUUUACUGACAAAGUAUCACAGGAAUUAUAAGACUUCUGACAUUAGAAUUUCAUUCCUACCAAGUUUUUUUUGUUCAGAAAAAAAUUAUACAUGCAGCUCUGUCCUUUUGAUGAUCAGACAGAGCUCUGCCACUGGAACCAGUUCCCAUUCCCCAUCUGCCCUGGCUCCCCAUCACCACCUUGCUGCUGCAGCUACCUGCCCGUCCUCCUUUCCAUCCACUCAGGUGUCUGUUGAUCUACUCACAUGACUAGGGAACAAGUCUUUUUAUUUAAAGUAACUGGAUCUUUACUAGCCUGGCUCAAAUCAGCCGAAACAGGCUAGGGGCUAUUCACCUGGGCUGCUCAGCCAGCAGAUAAGAGGGGCUGAUAACCUUCCUCACUAGGUCACAGCGAGGAGUAUCCGGGGCAUACCAGGGGCAUUAAUCUCCUCUCAGCGCAAACAAGAAAACAUUGAUUCUUGUAGUGGUAUGAUUUCUUUACAUAGGCAAAAACAACACAGGGAAUUUGAGUUAUGCUGUCCUUAGCAUUUAAUGCUCUAAAAAGUGAUGGCACUGUGAUGCAAUCGAUUUGCCUGGUAGCUAAGGAAAUCAGAUGCUUGCAAAUGCAAAGGAAGGAUAUAAUAAAUACGCGAGUCCUUAAGACAAGGGUUGAUUUCUGUAAAUUAAUGUAGUUUCUCUUUUAGGGUUUGAUCUUGGGAGUUGCCAAAGCAGGAUAAAGUCCCAGCGCAGGCAGCAUGUCAGCACUGCUCCUGCAGACCCGCGCUGAACUCCUUCGAGCCAGGGGGUCAACCUCCAUGGAGAGGAGAAUUGUAAUUCAUCUCAUUGCAGCACCAUUCCAGCAGAAGAAAACAGACUUAGAGGAUAUCUCCAUAAUGUGGCCCAGAUAAAGCUGGAUAUUGUUUGUAUUCAGACCUUUGCUAGUUUGAGAGCUCUAAUAGAAAGAUUAGAGAACUUAACCCUACAGCUAGAUCCACAGUGAAGACCUGGCUUUCUCCUUCCUUCUCUUCACUUAUUUCUUUUCAGUUUGGUCUACACACACAAUCAGUAUACACAGAAGUGCUAUUUUUACCAAAAUACUGAUAAAACCACAGGGUAAAGUUUACAUCUGAAAGACUUUGUUGGUGUAAUUACACAUUAGUGAAGUGUUUGCUGUAUGAAUAGAAAGAAAUUCCAGCAAAACUGUACUUCUAACUCUGCUGUAGUGUUUUUUCUAAACCUUCCCUUCUGACUUUAAUUAAAGCCUUAACUACUAAAGCCUUAACUAAUAAAAGCUUCUGCUGGUGAGAGGAAUAAGAUUUUUAAUGACAGAUGAAGAUGAAGACUUUGGUAUGGUUUUUUCUUGGAUGACAAACAUCAUUUAAAGACAAAAAAGAUUGUUAAAUCAUUCAUAUGUUUAUAGCAAGCUGUAUACAGCACAAUAACAUCUGUUUUACAAUAUUUCAAGGAAGACAGAAGUUUCCUUCCAAAUACUUGAAAAUACUUAAUACUGGCUGGUUGCAUUAAUUCACAUUUGUUAUUUGGAUCUCUUAUUCCCUACUGACUAGCAGAAACAGGGCAAGAAAGUGUUCUAAAAAGAAGGAAAGAUAUUGAUCUGUCAAGAUAACAAAUACCAGAAGAAACAGGAGAGAUGGAUCUUGGAUCAAAAAGAGGUAAAGCCACAGACAGGUAACUUAUAUUUUCAUAUAAAUCAAAAUGCUUAAUAAAAAAGCAACAGUUUUUACUAGAAGAUGUUAUGUUUUUAGACUGUUCAUUUCCCUUUGGAUUAUUUUGUCAUUUUUCCUCCAUAGAAGAACCCUGACAUUUUCAUUUUUGAUAGUGGAUUGAAGUUUUCAUAAUUGUUCAUUCUGCAAAAUUUUUUAGUAUUUUAGCCUUUUCUUCAUGUGGAAAGUUUAUAUUCAAGAUUUCAUGCCAAAAAACUCAUUUUCAAACAAACAGCAUAGUUCAGAGAUCAGCCAAGUAGAAUAUCUAGGAUUGCUAUACUUAGCUGAAGUCAUUUUGUCAAUCCAUUUUUCACUUUUUUGUUGCAUUUUAUAACAGAUGAACUUUGUUGCUACUAGACUCUUCCUUAAACCUUAAGCUGAGAACUCGACUUAAGAUAUUUUAAUAUUUUUACUUCCAAUCAUUUUCUGCCCUACCUCUCCAUUAACACAUCCUGUUUUCUAAGAACUAUCACCUACCCUAGGGUCAAUAAAUACAGGUAUCAUAGGUGCUGGCAGCAGGCAAGCUGCCCUCCUCGCACAGGUUAAAUAGAUCUGCCUUUCAGCUUCAUAAAUCCAUGCUUAAUUUGCUUCUAGUAAUGCAGAUACUUCAUUUAAUUCUAGCUGGGGUAUCUCUCCAUUACUCCUGAUAUGGAGAUGUCUUCUAUACUCCACCCAAAGAUUUCAAACAGCACAGAAGUUGUAAAAUGCUUACAGGGACAAUUUGGGACUUAAAGUGCCUCCUAAAAUUCCCAUUUACACCUCCAAAGGAGUAGGGACACAGCUCUCAAGUCAAGGUGUGAUGGCACAGAAACACUAAUAAAUCAGGAUCUUAGCCCUUACACCUGCCUUAAAGGGAACUAAAAUAUAUUACAAAAAAGAAAAUGGAUUAAGUCAGAUACAAAGAAUACUGUGAACUAAUUAGAUGUUCCCUGAAUCAAUGAAAGAACAUUUUUAAAUGUAAGACAUUCAUCUAAACUGAGCCCAGUUUGAUAGUCGGCUUUGCUGUCCUGGCCCUCCAAGCUGCCAUUUGGAGUUCUGUCACUCCCUGGGUGCUUCAGCAGAAGAACGACGUGGACAAGUCACCAUGUCCAGAAUGCAGCCAGGUGACACAUACUAGCAGCACAAUACACAGUUUAUCUGAAUUUGCAAGGUCUGAUACUAAAAACUGAUUUUUAAUUAAGGGAUAGUUUAAGAACUUAACAUUGGGAUGAUCUGUACAUAAAGCUCCUAAGGAACCAAAUAAAACAAAUUAUCUCCUUUGA
Messenger RNA from Dromaius novaehollandiae (emu), 7982 nucleotides. It is a transcript of the gene CHST8, whose product is annotated as carbohydrate sulfotransferase 8. Gene Ontology annotation, biological process: proteoglycan biosynthetic process; carbohydrate biosynthetic process. The coding region runs from base 2262 to 3560 and encodes 432 amino acids. The record is from RefSeq and is a predicted model, not a curated record. Gene Ontology annotation, cellular component: membrane. Gene Ontology annotation, molecular function: sulfotransferase activity. Lineage: Eukaryota; Metazoa; Chordata; Aves; Casuariiformes; Dromaiidae. The transcript is spliced from 5 exons.